GGCCCUUCCCCCAGCCGUCGGCUUCUCGCCCUGCGCCCCGGCCGGGGCCCCACACACAAUGGACGAGCUCGCCGGAGGCGGUGGUGGAGGCCAGGGGAUGGCAGCCCCUCCAAGGCAGCAGCAGGGACCUGGGGGGAACAUGAGCCCUUCGCCAGGGGGAAAUGGAGCGGCGGGCGGUGGGGGUCCUCCAGCCGCCGAGGGUGCGGGCUCCGCGGCAGGCCCGGAGCUGUCCCGGCCACAGCAGUACACUAUUCCGGGGAUCCUGCACUACAUCCAGCACGAGUGGGCUCGGUUCGAGAUGGAGCGGGCGCACUGGGAGGUGGAGCGGGCCGAACUGCAGGCCCGGAUAGCAUUUUUGCAAGGAGAAAGAAAAGGUCAAGAAAACUUGAAGAAGGAUUUAGUAAGAAGAAUAAAGAUGUUAGAGUAUGCAUUAAAACAAGAAAGGGCAAAAUAUCACAAAUUAAAAUAUGGCACAGAACUGAACCAAGGUGAUUUGAAAAUGCCAACCUUUGAAUCAGAAGAAACCAAAGACACAGAAGCUCCCACAGCACCUCAGAAUAGCCAGUUAACGUGGAAGCAAGGCAGACAGCUGUUAAGACAAUAUCUUCAGGAAGUAGGUUACACAGAUACAAUAUUAGAUGUACGGUCUCAGCGGGUAAGGUCAUUACUUGGACUAUCCAAUUCAGAACCAAAUGGAUCAGUAGAAACAAAGAACUUAGAACAGAUCCUGAAUGGAGGUGAAUCUCCUAAGCAAAAAGGACAAGAAAUCAAAAGGCCCUCUGGUGAUGUUCUUGAGACAUUCAAUUUUUUAGAAAAUGCUGAUGACAGUGAUGAAGAAGAGGAAAAUGACAUGAUUGAAGGUAUCCCAGAAGGAAAAGAUAAACAUCGGAUGAAUAAACACAAAAUAGGUAAUGAAGGUUUAGCUGCUGACCUAACUGAUGAUCCUGAUACUGAGGAAGCACUGAAAGAAUUUGAUUUUUUAGUGACAGCUGAAGAUGGUGAAGGAGCUGGAGAAGCACGGAGUUCAGGGGAUGGCACAGAAUGGGAUAAAGAUGACCUCUCCCCACCUACUGAGGUUUGGGAUGUAGACCAGGGAUUAAUAAGUAAACUGAAGGAACAGUACAAGAAGGAACGAAAGGGGAAGAAAGGGGUGAAGAGGUUCAACAGGACAAAACUCUAUGACAUGAUAACUGAUCUGAGAGAUAAAUUGUUCCUCAUCCCUUCAGGACUUUUUAAUCAGUCAAGGUCAGCCUUUACUGGAAUGACUGAUUAUAAAGGUGCAAGAGCAGAGGAGGAUACAAAAUAUAGCUACUCUGAACCAAUAACGUUUCCAUCUGGAGGAGGCAAGUCAUUUAUUAUGGGUUCUGAUGAUGUUUUGUUAAGUGUACUGGGCCUUGGAGACCUUGCAGACUUGACGGUAACAAAUGAUGCAGACUAUAGUUAUGAUUUGCCUGCCAAUAAAGAUGCCUUUCGAAAGACAUGGAACCCCAAGUAUACACUACGUAGCCAUUUCGAUGGAGUACGGGCAUUAGCUUUUCAUCCUGUAGAACCUGUGCUGGUUACUGCCUCUGAGGACCAUACUCUGAAACUUUGGAACUUGCAAAAAACAGUUCCUGCCAAAAAGAGUGCCUCUUUAGAUGUAGAGCCUAUCUACACAUUUAGGGCCCACAUUGGUCCUGUUCUAUCAUUAGCUAUUAGUUCUAAUGGAGAACAGUGUUUUAGUGGUGGUAUUGAUGCAACCAUCCAGUGGUGGAAUAUGCCUAGCCCUAAUGUGGAUCCAUAUGAUACCUAUGAGCCAAAUGUUCUAGCUGGCACUUUAGUUGCACAUACAGAUGCUGUCUGGGGUCUUGCUUAUAGUGGCAUAAAAAAUCAAUUACUGUCUUGUUCAGCAGAUGGCACUGUUAGGUUAUGGAAUCCACAAGAAAAAUUGCCAUGUAUUUGCACUUACAAUGGAGACAAGGAGCAUGGAAUACCUACAUCGGUUGACUUUAUAGGCUGUGAUCCAGCUCAUAUGGUGACCUCUUUCAACACUGGUAGUACAAUAAUUUAUGAUUUAGAAACAUCACAGUCAUUGGUGAUGCUUUCAUCACAGAUAGAUUCUGGUUUACAAUCCAGUAAUCACAUUAACAGAGUAGUAAGUCAUCCCACACUUCCUGUUACAAUAACUGCUCAUGAAGAUAGACACAUCAAAUUUUUUGACAAUAAAACGGGUAAAAUGAUCCAUUCUAUGGUAGCUCAUUUGGAUGCUGUUACAAGUCUAGCAGUAGAUCCUAAUGGAAUCUACCUGAUGUCUGGAAGCCAUGACUGUUCUAUUAGAUUGUGGAAUUUGGACAGCAAGACAUGUGUGCAAGAAAUAACAGCACAUAGGAAGAAAUUAGAUGAAUCGAUUUAUGACGUUGCUUUCCAUCCAUCAAAAGCAUAUAUUGCCAGUGCAGGGGCUGAUGCCCUUGCCAAAGUAUUUGUGUGAAUCAACAAAAACUCACAUCUUAACAACAAAUUUGCUUGGACAAAAAGAGGGUCUGCAUCACUGCCAUCUGAAAGGUUACUGAUAUGACACUACAUGUGAUCUGCUUGCUGAAAACUAUUCAAGGCAGGCAUAAAUUGAUGGAAAUCACAUCUUAAUGUCAGGCUCAUUAAUUUAACUGUAAUUACUGUAUCUUGUGGGACAAAUAAAAAGGACUCCAUUAUUUGUGGCCUGUACUGGAUAUGAACUGAGCGUAUGUCUGUUUUUUAGGUAUCUUUAAGCCAAUGUGGAGUCUGAUCUUACAAAAGACUUUUAUUUUGGACUCUGUGUGCUGCCUUAGGGUUAGGAAUGUGGUGCUCUUGUUGGGGGGGGAAGUGAGCUCCAAGAGUAGCUUUUUUUCAUCUCUUAGUGAUUUUUCUGUUUAUCAGUUGAAUGCCACAGAUUCCCUUUUAAACUUAUUUUGCUUUAAAAAAAAAAAAAAGAAAUAAAAUUUAACUUAAAAUAUUUUAGCAUUAGUUGCACAAAAUGUUUGGAUAAAAUUCUAGUUUUUAUAAGUCUUUUUAUAUAUUUAGCCUGUCACAACAGUGCUCAAGAUUGUAUUGAAGUUUUUCUGCAUUAUACAACCCUAAAACACAGAGAUCUCACUGACCCGCUGCCGUGUAACCACACUUUUUCCUUCUUUUGCCUAAUACAGCUCAGCUAAGUCCUUCCAUAAAGAUGCUAAAUCACCUUCAUCAUCACAUAAUUGUCUUCAUAUACCAAGGACUAUUAAGUGUAUUAAAAUGAAACAGUGGGGUUUAAUACUCCAAAUGAACUCUUUAAAAAGAAAAAAAAAAAAACUAAUCUUGGCAUCCUAUCACUAUGUGAUAUUUUGUACAUCUUACUGUAUUUACAAGUUUAUUUAUCAAGGAUUAUCCAUCUUGCUAAUAGCCUAUUAUUUAUUUCACUUUUUGUUGAUCUUUAUAUCCUUUUAUUAAUGUGCUAAAGGAACCUGUAUAUCUAUUUUGGAACUCUUUGAAUAGUCUAAAAUAGACUAAAAAUUGAAUAUUUUAUAGUUUAAGUUACAAACCAAGGUGAUUUCCCCCAUAUGCAUAUCUUGGUUUACCAUGAUUCCAAACAAAAACUAUCUUGUUUAAAAAUAUUUGGAGUAAAAUUUUAUUUGCAUUACAAAUAGGAUACAAAAAUAGUUGAAUCAGGAUACAGAAAUCUGUGUUUGGAUUAGUUAUCCCUGUUUUAUUUUUUCAGAUGUGCUUAAUUUUAUGGUGUAACUAAAGAUUUUGUUUGUGUAAUGCAUGAUUAAGACAAUAAAGUAUUUUUUCUAGUCUUCCAAAAACUUUUCUGAUCAGUUUGCGAGUUUUGAUGAGUUUUGUAAGGUUUUUGUUUUACAAACUAUGAAUCAGCAAAUUUUUAAGAUUGUACCACAUAGCAAACGUACAGCUGUUGAAAAAUAAUGUAUAUAAAAUGCAUAUAAUAAAUAUUAAAUUGUGUACCUGUAUGUUACUGUUGGCUACAUUAUUUUGUGUUGAUUUAAUAAAGUGCAAUACUUUACUCUCCAUCAUUAAACUAGGAAAU
Molecule: messenger RNA, 4036 nt
Organism: Enhydra lutris kenyoni (northern sea otter)
Lineage: Eukaryota; Metazoa; Chordata; Mammalia; Carnivora; Mustelidae
Product: striatin 3
Exons: 19
Coding region: 59-2467 (802 amino acids)
Cellular component (GO): dendrite
Molecular function (GO): protein-containing complex binding; protein phosphatase 2A binding; calmodulin binding
Source: RefSeq, a predicted model, not a curated record